AGUGAUGGCUGAGAUGGCUCUCAUGGAAUAAUUAGCAAUAAUAUCUGGGAAACAUCAGCGCAGAUUAAUUGAACGUAUUUAUGACUCAAAUUGUGAUGAUGAGCUCGAAUCAUCCAAUUCUGCGCGUCUUUGUUGGUUUCGGAAAUUUCCUAACCUUUUGCACUAUAAAUUUCUUAACCGCUCUGGGCUUACAGCGGCCGUGAGUGGAGUGGGUUCAUCCCCUUACCCCUUUGCUCCCGCUUUCCCUCUUCCUCCUCUCAUGGCCUCUUCCUAUUCCCGCUUCUCCCCUUAUCCUCCUCCAUCUUGUCUCCCCUCUCUUUCUCGCUCCCUUCGAAUUCCUCCUCUCCUCCUCAGCUCUCCUCGCUCCCCUUCUCUCCCCUCACUUUCUCUUCGCUUCCCCACUCCUUGGGGUGGCGCCUCUCUUCCCGGUGCUUCACCGAGGCUCCAAGCCGAGCUGGGAAAAGGCUCCUCUGAGGCCGAUCCCAAGGUCGGGGUGGCCGUGUACAAGCCCAAAUCGUAUGAAGUUCUCGUCUCCGAUGCGGCCAGGUCCCUUGUCUAUGCUCUGGAGGAUGGAAAGACUCGUCUUGAAAUCGACUUCCCGCCCUUGCCAAGCAAUGUUUCUUCUUACAAGGGAUCUUCAGAUGAGUUCAUUGAUGCCAACAUCCAACUCGCUCUUGCAGUCGCUAGGAAACUUCAAGAGAUGAAAGGCAUCAGGUCUUGCAUUGUGUUCCCUGACCAACCAGAAAAGCGCAGGGCUUCUCAGUUGUUCCGGACGGCACUAGACACGAUAGGUGGUGUGUCCCUUGGUUCCUUGGAUGAUGUACCCAGUGGUCCUGUCACCAACUUUUUCAGAUCCAUUAGAAACACAUUGGAUUUUGAUUUUGCAGAUGAUAAUGAAGAUAGUUGGAAGUCUGAUGAGCCACCAUCAUUGUAUGUCUUUAUCAAUUGUAGCACACGCGACCUUUCUGCUAUAGAGAAGUAUGUGGAAAAAAUUGCUGCAUCAGUCCCUGCUCUUCUUUUUAAUCUCGAACUAGAUACUUUACGUUCUGACUUAGGUCUGUUGGGAUUUCCUACCAAAGAUUUGCAUUAUCGGUUUCUUUCACAGUUUGUUCCUACAUUCUAUAUUCGAAUAAGAGAGUACUCGAAGACGGUUCCAGUUGCACCUUUCAUAGUCAACUAUAGUGGUGCCCUAUUCCGUCAAUACCCAGGGCCUUGGCAGGUUAUGCUUAAACAGGCUGAUGGUUCCUACGCUUGCAUUGCAGAAAGUGCAACUCGAUUCACAUUGGGAGAGACGAAAGAAGAACUUUUGAGGGUUCUUGGGCUGCAAGAGGAAGAAGGGAGCUCACUGGAAUUUCUAAGAAGGGGAUACAAGAAUGCUACUUGGUGGGAGGAAAACGUGGAUUUGGAGCUUUCUUCUGCUUGGCGGAGUUGAGCAAUGACAUCCUACAAUGCGUAACAGUGGCACAUCAUUUCAUGAUUGGCCUGCGGAGGACCCACGGUUUCCCAAUUGAUUGGAGUUGGAAAAUAACGCAGCUGAGAAAAUUUUGGUGGCAGAGUGUUGGCAUGUUGUUAUUCAUUUGUCAUUUGUGGUUUAGUUACAGUUGAAGUUAUCCUGCAAUCUUUCCUCCCCUUCUAGAUGUUCCUUAGAAUUCAUAAACGAUAUAUCCUCAUAGAUAACACUUGAUGGCAGGCAAAAUAAUUCAUGACAAUGAUGAGAGUGGUAUUGUUUUCCUGGAUGAGCCCUCGUUCCAGAAGCUUGAGUAGUGUGAAAUAAUUGACAUUAAAAAUGAAGCAUCACCAUAUUAUAAUCAUC
This is a messenger RNA of Phoenix dactylifera (date palm), 1813 nucleotides long. RefSeq names its product Low PSII Accumulation 3 (gene LPA3). NCBI's taxonomy places the organism in Eukaryota, Viridiplantae, Streptophyta, Magnoliopsida, Arecales, Arecaceae. The record is from RefSeq and is a predicted model, not a curated record.